AUGAAUGCCAGUAAUUUGACUUGUCAGUUCGAGCGAUGCACUGCCUUGAUUCCUGGUGUAGUGGCGGCGUCAGAUGGCGCCACCGAUGACCAAAGAAGGGCGGCACAGAUCGUCUUGGAGUUCGUGAUCUCCUUCUCAGUCUGUUUCUUUGGCAUCUUCAGCAACACCGUGGUCAUCGUGGUGUUCAUAAAGCAAGGGUUCAGGGACAGCACCGCCAUCUCCAUGACGACCGUCUCGCUGUGGGACCUGGUCAAGUGUGUGGCUGGAUUCAUGCAAAGGCUGGAGGGACCUUUAGAGUUGGUGUCCUUGGCCUUGGCUUACAGUUGGACCAACGUCUCCCUUGCCGUCUGCAACUACCUGGUGUCCUUCUCAUGUUACGUCACAAGCGUCCUGGCAGCGUACGUGGCGGUUGAGAGGUGCCUCUGCGUCAUCAUCCCACUCAAGGUCAAGUGGCUGCUGACACCUAAAGUUGCGCUAGCCAGUUGCAUAUCUAUCUCCAUUGUGGUCUUCGGCUGCUUCGUGGUCAUCUUCGGCAUCUAUGACGUCCACUUGAUUUUUGACCCUCACUUCAACACCACCGUGGCCAUCAUAAAAUACAACUCUUUCUCCAACGACAACGUGGCUCUGUUCGGCUACUACAACAUGUCCGGCACUCUCUGGCCAAUGGUCAGUCUCGUUGUUAUUAUCAUCUCUACCGUCAUCAUCUCCUACAAGCUGAAAAAGGCAGCUGAGUUCCGGUACAGAACCAAGACCAUCACAAGAAGUUCAAUGAAGACUAAAUCAAAUCAGAACUUGCAAACCUUUCAAGUUAAAGACAAUCCUCAAUCAAUGGAAAAGUCUGACAAGACUCAGGGAAUCUCAAAACGAGACCAACAGGUCAUCAAAAUGCUUCUAGUGGUGAUCGUAUUUUACAUGGUGAACCUCUUUCCCAGAGUGGGGAACUAUUUAGCCAAGUUCAUCGUCUUCGAUUACUACUACCUGCGGCGAUACAAUAACCUUUUCUCUAUAAUAGCAUACACGGUUUUCGUAUUCGAUUACGUCAACGGAGCUGUCAACGUGAUUAUCUUUUACUUUAUGAGUUCAAGUUUCAGAGAGACGACCAGAAGUUUAUUUGGAUGUCGCACUAACACUUAA
Molecule: messenger RNA, 1134 nt
Organism: Biomphalaria glabrata
Lineage: Eukaryota; Metazoa; Mollusca; Gastropoda; Planorbidae
Exons: 1
Coding region: 1-1134 (377 amino acids)
Biological process (GO): G protein-coupled receptor signaling pathway
Cellular component (GO): plasma membrane
Molecular function (GO): G protein-coupled peptide receptor activity
Source: RefSeq, a predicted model, not a curated record